Penicillium digitatum Pd1 is the source of this 996-nucleotide messenger RNA. Its product is annotated as Mad3/BUB1 homology region 1. The record is from RefSeq and is a predicted model, not a curated record. Gene Ontology annotation, biological process: meiotic sister chromatid cohesion, centromeric; mitotic spindle assembly checkpoint signaling. Gene Ontology annotation, molecular function: protein kinase activity. Lineage: Eukaryota; Fungi; Ascomycota; Eurotiomycetes; Eurotiales; Aspergillaceae. Gene Ontology annotation, cellular component: nucleus.
AUGGCAGCCUCUGAAGAGCUGGUCGACUUCGAUAUCAUCGAAGCACAAAAGGAAAACGUCCAAUCACUGCCCGGUGGCCGAUCAGCCAGAGAACUUGCCCGGAUAUUUUCAGCCGGCAGUAACGGUGACAAGAUCUCGUUGCCAUCGCCAAAUGGCACCAGGAAUAUCAACGAUGCUAUGCGCCAAGAAUUCGAAUGUGAAUUGCAGUCGAUAGGAGAAUCGGACGAUCCGCUCGAUGUUUAUGACCGUUAUGUCAAAUGGACCCUGAACGCGUAUCCGUCCGCACAAGCGACCGCAGAAUCCGGUCUUCUUCCCUUAUUGGAACAGGCAACGAAAUCGUUUCUUUCGUCAUCACACUACAGAAACGACCCUCGGUAUCUACGAUUAUGGCUUCAUUAUGUUCAACUCUUCUCCGAUGCCCCACGCGAGACAUUUGCAUUCCUUGCGCGUCAUAAAAUUGGUGAAAGUCUGGCUCUUUUCUAUGAGGAAUUUGCCGGGUGGCUAGAGGGUGCUGGUCGGUGGUCACAAGCCGAUGAGGUGUACAGGCUCGGUAUGGACCGUGAGGCGCGACCAGUCGAGAGAUUGGCACGGAAAUACAGCGAGUUUCAAUUCCGAUACGACCAGCGUCCACAAGAUACCGGGCCUUCAUCGCCUGCUUUGCCACCGGUCCGUCCCGCGCUGGCCGCCAAGACGAACCCGUUCGCGCCAUCAGAUGCCUCUCCUGACGCACAGGCUUCACGGCCCCCGCCUCAGACGGGCGGUGCGGCAAAAACCAAAUCCGGAAAGCCUAAGAUGGCUAUCUUUUCAGACGCUGACUCGGCUGCGCCGGGCCCCGCAACUAGUGGAUCGACGAAGGGAUGGGAAAGCAUUGGAUCGAUUCGGGACCGUAAGAAGGAGAACGAGGUGGCGGCAAAGCCCUGGGCAGGAGAAACAUUGAAGGUUGGGAAGAAAGCGGCGCCAACACAAAAGAUGGCUAUCUUCCGGGACGAGGACUAA